CUCUCGUGCUCUUGCAAGCCUUACGCUGGCACGGCGAACACCGCUCUCUCUCUCUCUCUGCUCGUUUCCGGCACGCUGCGAGACGUGCGUCGGGUACCAUCACACCGUAAAAACUGCAUCGCGAAUUACGCCGUCUCGAAAAAUCCAUUUCAGGACGAAUGGUUUCAUUAAAAAAAAACAACAGCCAGGUGUUCGCGAGCCCGCAAAAUUGAUCGAUGUCGUGUCGCUCGAGACUUUCGUUGCUCAGCCUCGGAGAACGGCUCGGAGAUCUAUUUGACAGAACAGCGAGAAAACGUGAAACCUAGUUCUUAUCUAGUUGAUCGUGCCACCGUCACGGAUAUAUUAAACAUUAAACAUAAAUAAGAACAAGAACUUGCGACGACAAGAAUUUGGAGCCUAAAGUUCUUUCCUGGAGAAAGCAGACGGCCGAACGAGUCGAUGAGUAUACACCGCGACGCAGUGUUACUUCCUACUUCUGUCUCGAUCUUUUCUGGCUGGAAAAUAAAUCAAAAUAUCCAGAAGCGGUGAAACUGUUUCGCGUUUACGAUUUAGUUUUAUUGUAUCAUUAAUUAAUUACGUGAUUGCCAUUGGAAACUGUCACAUAAAUCUGCGAAAAAAAUUUCUAUCACUGGCGAUUUCUUAAUGUUAAUGUAUUAGAAAAUACGAUUAAGAAAUUGACAUUGUAAGAAAAAGAGAAAAUUGUCCGGAUCCGGAGAACAACAAUUUAUCGAUCCUUUUUCCGUCGAUACGUGGAUAGAGACUUUCUUUGCUUCUUGCCGGUCUUAUCAUCGAGUUGAAGUAAAACGGCAGGAUGCGAGCUUGAUGUCUUCGUGUCUUCUUGAUGCGAUCCACCGUGGCACGACGGAUUUCUAACCGUCCACGAUGAUGGAAGACUUUUAAAGAAGUUUCCGGGAUUGUCCAGAGACGUGAGAUGAUUGGCAAACUUCUUCUGACUUUCUGGAUAUUACGAUGGAUCAGUUUCUUCGCGGACCCCGUUGUGGGACAGGUGUUUUCGUCUUUCGAAGAGAGUUUGGACGAACAGAACGACGUGGAAAUUUUCCGCGCCGUUGUCGAAUCAAUGAGACAAUGGGCGUUACACAAAAAGUUUCAUCACAGAGCGAAGAGAGAAGUGUCUAAGGUUUGCUAUGAGGAAGUCGGUUGCUUCGAGGAUACCGAGCCCUUCAGUUAUUUGGAAAUGCUACCAUCACCGCCAAAGGACGUCGGAACCAGAUUCUUCGUAUACGGAAGUAGAAAAGCCAGAUCAAUCCCUAUGGAAGUACCCGCCGAUGACAUAAACGACAAUGUACACCGUGCCAUAGAUCCCCAUCUGCCCACCAAAGUAAUCGUGCAUGGAUUUGGAAGCAAUUGCAAAUACUUGUGGGUUUACGAUAUGAAAGCUGCGCUAAUGAGCGUCCAGGACUGCAAUAUAGUUUGCGUUGAUUGGGGCCCUGGCAGCGCUGUGCCUAAUUACGUUAGAGCAGCAGCUAAUACACGUCUCGUGGGUCGACAGUUGGCAAAAUUAAUUCGCAGCUUGGACGUGCCGUUAGAAAAGGUGCAUUUGAUAGGCUUCAGCCUAGGCGCUCAUGUAGCCGGAUUUGCAGGUGCUGAGCUCGGAAAUGUGUCCAGAAUUACCGGAUUAGAUCCUGCCGGACCGCUUUUCGAGUCGCAAGAUCCAAGGGCUCGGCUGGAUGCGACGGAUGCAAAUUUCGUAGACGUUAUUCACAGCAAUGGCGAGCAGCUCAUCUUAGGAGGACUAGGUUCUUGGCAGCCCAUGGGUCAUGUGGACUAUUACCCGAAUGGUGGUAAAAUGCAAAGUGGAUGCUCAAACAUCUUUGUUGGUGCCGUCUCUGACAUCAUUUGGUCGAGUACGGUUGAGGGCAGGUCACUAUGCAAUCAUCGGCGGGCGUACAAAUUUUUCACCGAUUCCAUUAGCCCGAAAUGCCGAUUUCCGGCUUUCCCCUGCGAUUUCGGCUACGAAGGCCUGUUGAGGGGAGAUUGCUUCCCCUGCGGCAUGAACGGCAUAGAUCGACCCUGCGGCGACAUGGGCUAUUACAGCAACGAGUCGCCUGCCAGGGGUCAACUCUUUCUGUUGACGAGAGAGGAAGAGCCCUUCUGUGCCCAUCAGUAUCAAAUCAAAGUGUACAACAGCCGCAGCGAGAGAUCCGUCAAAAGCUACGGCAAGCUUCAGGUUACGCUCGUGGGAAAAGGCUCCUAUAAUGACACGUUCGCGAUGACGCGCAAAGAUGAAGAACUUUUGGUAGGAGCCAUUCUUCAGAAAAUCGUUGUGCCGCAUCCUGCGAUCACUAAUCUUGAAGCAAUUGAAAUCAAAUACACGGCAUACAGCGGCUGGAUAUCGUCUGGCUUGGUGUUUUGGACCAUCGACAAGGUGGCCAUCCUCGACAGUUCCGGCAAAUCCUUGUCGAUCUGCAGAAAAAGCUUGAUUCUGGAUUCCGGUGUAUCGGUUUACUUACCUCUUUAUCCCGGCGAGUGCAAUAUUCCUUUGGACACUGAAAACUCCACAUCCUUAUCGAUAUCGAUCGAACGCAUGGCGACUGACGAGCAGCAGGAGGGCGGCAUAGGACCUUUCACGAAAGAGCAGAAUUACGAGUCGAAGGACUCCGGAUAUUCCGUGGAGAUAGUCUCGACGGAUCGAAUAACGCAGAAGAAGGGUCUCGGGCCGUAUACGAAGGAGCAGAAUCUGCACAUCGUCGAAAGCAAGACGGCGGUCUUCGAGGACGCGGAGAAACGACGCAACAACGUCGCGAAUCCCUGGACUGUGCUGGACAUAUCGAGCGACGGCGACUCGAAUUCGCUGGAGAACUCCGAGUCCGAGAGCGGGCGAGGCUUCUCCGGCGGCGCCAGCAAUCUCAUCUAUCGCACCUCGCCAACGGCGGAGCGAGUCGCCGAGAGUACCGUUGCCGCCGUCGUCACCACGGAUCUCCUGCCGGAGAUCAGAGAACCGGUGCUGCGUCCGAGCAAGAAGGAGGCCGGCCGGUCGCUCAAGCUGCCCGAGAUCACCGAGCCGAUUUUACGUCCGCGCGCUACCAGGCAGAACGCGCGGAGCGAGGCGGUGGCGCAGCAGCAGCAGCAGCAGCACGACGAGAUACAGGAGACCUCAUCGACCUCCACUAGAGCCUUCACCGUGCAGUUCCUGCCCGAGCGACUGGCCAGCAUCCUGGCGCAGGCCGAACGGUACGCACGGCAGACCCUGCUGCCGCUGAUCUCGCAGUACACGCCGAGCUUCGUCACCGGCAUGCGACACGACGAGCCCAAGUACUUUCCUCUCUUGGGCGACUUGACGCGGCAGAAGAGCGCCGAGGUCGACAAGACGAACGACCGGCCAAGGAAUAACAAUCAAAUCACGCGAACGAAUAUCGGCCAGCGCAAAUCGGACAAUUCGUCCGUACGCUCUGAAGAAGAGUCCACCUCGAGCGCGCAGACCGAGAACAGCGAGGGCGAGUAUACCGUGUCGAGAGCCGAAGUGCCGCCAGUGAUAGUCGAGGCUGUGUACCCGGAGAAAACAGCGGAUGCUAAUUUCACCGAACUCGGGGCGAGGACGAUGGCGGCGGAGACGCGGCGCGAAGACAGCGGCUGGCGUCCGAUCGGCGAACGGACGACUACUUCGAAGGGCAUUUCGCCACGGAGGGACUUGAACGUCUCGCGAUCGCUAGACUGGUCGGUCGGGUAUAAUCGUGACUGGAGCUCUUCGCGAACCGCAAACUCGGAAGCGGAUGUCAAAGCUGACGAUGAUUGGGUGCCGAUCGUGGUUAAAAGCGACGCUGUUCAGACGACGACGCGAAGCGCGACGUCGAAGGAAGAAUCGUCAAUGACUUCUCCGGUGAAAGAAAUCGAUGACGGAAAAAAUUCAAAGAAAUCUGAAGCCUUUGAUGAGAAGGAAGAAGCCACCUCCACGAGCACGCACGAAAGAAAAUACAUACCUUUGCUUGAUUUGGAAGAGACGACCGGUGAUUUGCCCUCGUCGACCGAUUCUCACAUUUCGGAGUCCACGACGAUUGCCUCGCACAUUCAAAAGAUCCCGAGAGUCAAGGAAGCGUCGGUGAAAAGUGCCAGGACGAUGAUGUUCCCAUACGCUUACGAGCGAAGAAACGAUCCCAGGACGAGAUAUAUACCGCUGGUUCCGGAAGAGGAUAUGGGCAAGCCUUAUUCGCUGGAUAUGGAGAAAGAUCGUUAACAUUACAAACGCUGCAGACUGAUUAAAAAGAUAAGAUUCGGUUGUUCAACGCAAAAGGUUCGCGAAAUUUUUCUGCGGUUAUUAGGAUCGUUAAGACUUAAUGGCUCUAGAAAAAAAACUGUGUAUUCCUUUGUUUUUUUUUCUGGUAAAAAUCGGGAGCCCUUAACUUUAUUAUCUUUGUAUAUAUAGGAGGAAUUUUUUACAUAGCUAUAUAUACGACACACACAUAUAUAUAGCUUCGCCUUUUUACUAUUAAGUAUUAUAGCUAUUAUUAUCGCCCUCUCAAUCGCCAUUGUUUCUUUUUUUUUCUUCUUCUCGCGCUUAUUUAUGUUCGAAUUUUAAUAAUCGAGCGUUCUUUCACCAAUGCUCAUUAUUAUUAAACUUUUGUUGUAUAUAUCUUUUGUUGUAUAUAUCUAGACAACCAACAUGGAGAGCCACGAGGCAGUCCGAGGUAUCGCGCGUACCCUCUUUUAGUAUAAUGUUAUAUACAGCCAGAAGAGAUGGGACUGCGUGUACUACAACGGUAACAACCGUAGAUUCUAGACAACAGUUGAGAAGUAUGGAAGAGACGAUUUUUUAGAUUUAUAUAUAGAUAUAUAAUCUUUAAUAUAACUGUUUUUACUUAAAAUAAAUAACCCAUAUUUUUUUUUUAAAAAUGCGCCACUCGGUCCGCCAACUUCGCUUUCUUAUUAUUUUUUUAUGCUCUUCCCGCUCACUCACUCAUUCGCACUCGCAACACGUAACCUCGUAAUGCCAUCAUUCGCGACCACGCAUUUUUAUUGCCCUCUCGACCGGGUUGAAACUCAGGAUAUGCCCAUAUACUCCUGAUAUGUCCGCACGCUUAAGAAACUAUCUCGUUCGCAGUCCUUCCUUCGCUUCGACUGUUCAGGUACCGAUUGGCGCAUCGAGGAGAAACAGAGGGUCUCGACUCGACGAGCGAAAAUUAAAAAGGACAGAAGGAAGAAACGUAAAAAGAGACUCCGCACAUCGGCGCGCAUCCCCAUUAUACACGAGGAAGAAGAGACUGCGAAUGUCGUUGACCGCGAUUUCGAGCUUCUCUGCUUACAUACAAUGUAUUACAUUAACGAACGCACAGUCUUAUGGAGUAAACCCGUGAGCGAACUUCGACAAGUAAAAAGGUAUUUAGUCUAUCACUCUACAAAACGUAGAUUUGGUUCGACUCGUCGUCUGAGCGACGAAACGAUUUUACGUUAUAUAUGCGGAAGUCGUAGCUAACUCUAUAUAUCGUUUUGGACGUAUACACUUUCUUCCCGCAACACACAUACAUACAAACAGGCGCGAUGCACCUCGACUCAUACUAUCUAGCACGCUCUCACUCUUGCGUUUUCCAUUGUAUAAAUAUCCUGACGUUCAAGAGGAAAAAAAAAGAAAAAGAAAAAGAAAAA
Messenger RNA from Linepithema humile (Argentine ant), 5598 nucleotides. RefSeq lists its product as uncharacterized. Gene Ontology annotation, biological process: lipid catabolic process. The record is from RefSeq and is a predicted model, not a curated record. NCBI's taxonomy places the organism in Eukaryota, Metazoa, Arthropoda, Insecta, Hymenoptera, Formicidae. Gene Ontology annotation, molecular function: lipase activity.